AUGAAGAGCGUCUUUAUAUGCUUUACAGCAUUUGUACUCAUUGAAUGUGACACUAGUCCAAAUAGAGUAGUGAGCUUUCCAUGGAUGGAAAAUCUUGUGCGAUUACCAUUUCCAAACUUGGACAACUCGACAGACGUUGACGAUGCUUUGGCAAAGUAUCCACCAGCACUCAGACCCUUCAUCAAUGCUACUGCCAUCAAUGCAAGGAAGCACAAGAAUAGCACUGAGGAUGAAGUGAUAACCGAUGAAGACAUAGCAGACAUCCAAGAUGAGGACGAGCACUCUAAAGUGAACACUGCUCACUUUGACGGAAAGAAAACUACAAUCACCAUAUCCACCGAUGCGGGUUUGAAACUCUAUCAACACUGGCUCGAUCAAGCCAUUUCUGGGCUGAUGGCUGCUGUGGCCACGAAGAAGCUAGAAAGUGUGCCCGAGUAUCUGCGAGCAGCUCAUCACACUUGUGCAAAAGGUGCCACAACAGUGCAAGCCCAUGCAAAAUGUGUGGUGACGCUUCUUGACGCGGAAGUCAAAUAUCAGAAAUGGAACGAAAGAUAUGGAAACGCUAAACGAAUAAGUAGGAUGCGACACAAUUAUGAUGCGAAAGCAGCAAUGAUGAAACGAAAUAGGGAAAGACUUCGGUACAAGCAGAAGCAGUUCUUUGCCCAAGAAGAACUCAGAAGAAAAGUUUUGAAAACAAAGUUUCAGCAGCGCAUGUAUGCAAACUCUCAAACAAGCAAAACAAUGGAUUUCAAGAAGGUAUACGGCCCGCAGCCAAAAGAGUAUUUCCCAAACGAAGAUGGUUGGGUUGGCUCCUUCAAGAUGCGAGCGAAACGCUCUGUUGAGAAGUUCGCUGAAAACCGGAAACGUAUGGCUGUAAAACCAACUGUGAAGAAAAAGUACAACCUUUUAGACGGCUCAAAUACUUCUCCUCUUGCACUGCUUGCGAAGAAAUUAGUGCACACUGUACGCAGCUUCAAAAGCAAAGACAAAGAAUAUAAAAGUUGGCAGGAAGUAGUCAGUGAAAUAAAGGAAGAAGGCAGAAAACUGAAGCAGAAGCAAAAGGUGAAAAAAAUGUUGGAGCAACGAUUCGAACUUUUCAAUGAAGCACUUCGUGAUGAAGGAAUGAAUAAAGCGAUGAUCAAAAAACUUGAUGUAUUUGGUGACGAUAAGGAUGAUGAAGAGAUGGAGACGCUCAUGCGGAAAGCGAAGAAGCAAGAGCAAACGUUGAGCAAAGAGGACAAAAUGAUGCAGGCGCCUGUGAAGCUUGUUCGUGAAGGUUUGAAAUUGGGAAUGAUGAUCACUGGACGGAAUGUUUCCAACUUCGACAAACAAAAUGUGAAGCUGAUCUCGCCUCGCCUACUUUCACUUGUUCCCGAAGGAACAGAAGAUGAUGUUGUUAAUUUGCUUUCUCCUUCGCUCUUUUCCUUGCAUAAUGAAGGCAAAGGUAUUGAAGAUGAGCUAAGUUUGGCAAAGGCUUUUAAACUUUUCGAUGAACAAGGACAUCAGGAAUGGUUGAACUUCGUUAUUGAAGCUUCAGGAGUUUCCGAUGCUCUUUCAAAAAUGAAGGUAUCACUUGUGUUACAGCCAUCAUUAGCGCGAGCUAAAACAAACAAACAGGAUGCUAAUGCAGCGGCCGAAAGGAGACAGUUAGACGAACAAUUUCGCAAUGACGAAGGUCAACCUCUGUACUUUACCAAGGAGAAUGUGACUGAAAUGUACGGUCCUAGUGAAAGGAAGAAAAUCGACAUAUUUGAGGAGCUCCAGAAGUCACUGUCAAAGCAGCAGGUACCUUUCAAAGAGAUUUUGUACACCUUGGUCGACCACUUGGACAUUGACGUCCUCAUUUAA
Molecule: messenger RNA, 1848 nt
Organism: Cylicocyclus nassatus
Lineage: Eukaryota; Metazoa; Nematoda; Chromadorea; Rhabditida; Strongylidae
Source: the annotation of a GenBank genome assembly